UAAGCGAGCGAUAUAAGCCCCUGAGAGAGUCGUCGCAGGCGCAUAGGCGAGGAGCGCGCACCACGCUCACUUCCGCACGACUCGCCUUGUACACACACCCGCGACACACGAUAAUACAAUACCGUACAUUUUACGAUACUAUAACGACAAUUUUACGAUAUUAUUGCGAUACAAUUACCGAACUUUUAACAAGUGCAGUGUGAAAAGUGAAAAUGUAUGAAAGUGAAAUACAAGAUGUGCCGGCGCCGAAACCUGAGAGCUCGCUGGGCGUGCGGCACGGGAUGGCGUGCCUCAUGUUCUUCGCGACGACGGUGUCGUACGCCACGCGCGUCUCCAUGAGCGUCGGCAUCGUCGCCAUGACCUCCAACAACAGCCACGGUUUCCCGGUUUUCGACUGGAGCCGCAGCACGCAGGACACCAUCCUGUCCUCCUUCUUCUGGGGCUACAUCGUGCUGCAGAUCCCGGCGGGCUGGAUCGCCGGCCGCUUCGGUGGGAAAUACCUCAUGCUCAUCUCCAUGGCAACCACCGGCGUCAUCAACCUCGUGCUGCCCAUCGCUGCUAUAAAGGGUGACUACGUGGCGGUGUGCGCGUGCCGCAUCCUGAUGGGCGUGUCGCAGGGCCUGCUGUACCCGAGCCUGCACGGCGUGCUCGGACACUGGGUGCCCGUCUCCGAGCGCAGCCGCCUCGGGACCUUCGUCUACGCUGGCGCUCAGCUCGGUACCAUCAUCGAGCUGCUGUCCUCCGGCGCCCUCGCAGCCAGCUCCUGGGGCUGGCCCUCGGUGUUCUACGUGGCCGGCGUCGUCUGCAUCCUCUGGUCCAUCCUGUGGAUGGUGUUCGGAGCCUCCAGCCCUGGCUCCAGCACGUGGAUCUCUAAGGAAGAGAGGAAUUACAUCGAGUCUAAUGCUUCCAGUAUCUCUGAAAUAGGACAUGGUAAAAUGCCGACACCAUGGAAGGGUAUCCUGACAUCUCUUCCAUUCUGGGCGAUCCUGCUCGCGCACUGCGGACAAAACUUAGGUUUCUGGACAUUGCUCACUGAACUGCCUUCCUACAUGAAGUAUGUUCUCGAUGUCAAUAUCAAGGAGAACGGCAAGUUGUCGGCUCUACCGUACGUCGCGAUGUACUUCCUGAGUUUCUUGUUCAGUUGGUUGGCAGACUUCCUCGUGAACAAAAACGUUAUCUCCCUUGUCACCUCGAGAAGGAUUUUCAACAGUAUUGCUCAUUGGGGUCCUGCGGUCGCUCUGCUGGGUCUAUCGUACCUGCCUCCAGGAAACUUGUCGCUAGCUGUCAUUCUAUUAACUAUAACGGUUGGACUGAAUGGUGCCCAUUAUGUUGGGUUUAUGCUCUCUCACAUUGACCUGUCUCCAAACCACGCCAGUACUAUGAUGGGCUUCACAAAUGGCAUCGGAGCGAUCUUCUCCAUUCUGGCACCACUCAGCGUCUCCUUUGUUGUCACUGAUCAGACGCAAGCAUCUGAUUGGCGGAAGGUGUUCUUCAUGUCGGUGGCCUUCUACUUCUUGACGAACCUGUUCUAUCUGCUCUUCAUAUCGGCAGACGUGCAGAAAUGGAACGAUCCCAAACCGUCUAAAGAAUUAGAAGAUGGCGAAAAGAAGACAGAUGAAAAGAAUCCAGAGAAGAACAAGAGCAAUGUCGGCGAACACAAGUUUUGAUGACAAACCAACUGUUUCUGAUAGGACUAGUCAUACGAAGUAGUGGGGACGAGUGUACGCCGGUUACACCUCGCCGAGUAGAGAGACAAUACAACUAGUGAUAUAAUGUUACGUAAUUUAUAAAUAGAGAAUUCCGGAUGAUAAAUAAAAAAUAAUUGAUCAGAUUCAAAAUAUAAGGCCAUGGUUGGUGACAAUAAGCUAACCCUUUGAAUAGGCAGAAAAACGGUGAAAUUUCAUUAGGAAGCCGUUAGAUGGAGAAAUAGCAAUAGUAACUUAUCUAUUUAACUAUAGUAGAAUUCUAUGUUUUAAAAAUGAUCCUGUGACGAUCUCAGUCCAGGACUUAAUCUAAAGUAACAGACAUUUUUUUUUUCAAAGUCUUUACGCCUAACUAUUUAGAUUAAACUAAUUAUUUAGAUAAAUCAUCUGCCUAAACAUUUAAAUUCUAUAACAGCUGCUUAAAAUUGAUGCCCAUAAUUCACUUGAUUAAAAUUCUUCUGCCCGAUCUCUGAACGGUUCAUGAAGCCAGCAAGUAUAUAAAAUAGUUGGAAGGUUUUUAAAAGUUUAAACUUUUAUGUAUUUUAAUUAACAGUUUGAACUGUGAGUUCAGUAUAAACUUUAUUUGCUUGAAAAAUGUUUGCUCAAUUAUUUGUGUGUACAAAGUUUCGAGUGGCGUAUCGUCCAAUUAAAACUUAGUAUAAUUACACACUUAAAAGCUUACCUUAUUAAAAUAUGUCAACUUAUGAUGAAAAAGUCUGGAGUUUUCCAGUUGUUUACCUUUUUUAAAAUAUGUUUCAUACACUUUGACACCAGUGCAAAGAUAAGUUUUUGUAGACAAUUAUUUGUUUUUAAAGCAUUUGUUGAAAUUUUCCGCACGAAAAAAUAUUAAAUUUUAUUUUACGAUAGCACAACUGCAAAGUAUGAAUUUGUAUUUCCUUAAGUCAAAUGUGUAAGGCACACUUAAGCAAACAGCUAUGUGAAGCAAAGUUGCAAUGUAAAUAAUAAUAAAUGCUCUCAUGUCAAACAAAUAGAAGCGAUAUUCGUUGGAUGCUAGCUUAAGAAGUAAUUUGAUUUAAAGUACUUAAUAAUGAAGUAAGAAAGUAUAGUGAUAGUAACGGAAACCAAAGAGGAUUCUGUAACGUUACCAGUGCCUUCAGUUAUAUGUAAUAAUUUAUUUGUAAAUAUAUGUACGGUGCCUUUAUUCCAGGCUUGAAUUAAUAAAUGUAUUGAAAAGUA
Trichoplusia ni (cabbage looper) is the source of this 2900-nucleotide messenger RNA. RefSeq names its product putative inorganic phosphate cotransporter. Lineage: Eukaryota; Metazoa; Arthropoda; Insecta; Lepidoptera; Noctuidae. The transcript has 11 exons. The coding region runs from base 213 to 1667 and encodes 484 amino acids. Gene Ontology annotation, cellular component: plasma membrane. Gene Ontology annotation, biological process: monoatomic anion transport; transmembrane transport. Gene Ontology annotation, molecular function: transmembrane transporter activity. The record is from RefSeq and is a predicted model, not a curated record.